This is a messenger RNA of Aspergillus mulundensis, 738 nucleotides long. RefSeq lists its product as uncharacterized. The transcript has a single exon. The coding region runs from base 1 to 738 and encodes 245 amino acids. The record is from RefSeq and is a predicted model, not a curated record. Lineage: Eukaryota; Fungi; Ascomycota; Eurotiomycetes; Eurotiales; Aspergillaceae.
AUGCAGCAGAUAUACCGCAAACGAGAGCCGGCCCAUCGCCUGGACGGGACCCUUGCACAGCAACCGCUGCAGCCACAGCGCAUUCGACGCGCCCGCGAAGAACAGCACGGCCCCAACAGCCUGCCACAUCCGUUGCGUAUCAAGCCAAGGCGACCACUGCGUCCAAUGCCACGUGGACAAGACGCGCAGGAACCCGUAUCCCGCUGGAUAGGAGGAGUCAUCCAUGUCCUUCGCCGACGGAAGACAAAGGAGAUACACGCCCGCAGCGAAGCCAACGACCAGCAAAGUGCGUCUCGCACGCACGCCGACACAAGCGCGUUGCGUCGAAACCAGCUCCCUCUCCGCCUCGACUUCAGCGAGAAACAAGCCGGCCAUGAAGCUCAGCAGGUCCCAGUACGCAUACCAGCACAUAUACAGCAUGAGGGCAACGAGACUAACGAGCCGCGUGGCAGGCGACCAGGGCGCCUGAACGAAAACAGUGAGCAUGGCAAAGCAGGACCCGCGGAACUCGUACGACAUGGUCCACAACUGCUCGUUGAUGCCCUCGUUAUACUGCAGGGCGAUGCCGUUCAGCCCGUCCAUGAGGAACUCAGCCGCGUAGCGCACAUGCCGCCAUGGCGCAACACCCGGCUGGAUUUGAUGCGUCACUUUGGGCCUGAAGCCGUGGGCGUAGCCGUCGAAGUAGUACACGAGAUGGGAUGGGAUGGAAAGGAGCAAGACGGGCAGGAAGAGGCGUAG